AUGGCCGCCCAGGGUUCCGAGAGCAUCAACCUUGAGACCCUCGAUGCUCAGCAGCUCAGUCAGGUGAAAAAACAGUUGGAGGAGGAGCUAGAGCACUUGACAAACUCCUUCGCCCAGUUGCACAGCGCCCAGGCCAAGUUCAAGGAAUGCCUUCGCUGCGUCAAGGCACGCCCUGGAUCGCAAGAAGAGGAAAAGUCCGUGCUAGUUCCAUUGACCAAUUCUCUCUACGUGCGUGGGGAACUAUCAGACCCUAAACAUGUCAUCGUCGACGUCGGGACUGGUUUCUAUGUUGAAAAGGCAGGUCUAACAUUUAUGUGUUUCGCGCCUGGUUUCCAAUCAAGUUUCGGUAUGUAG
Molecule: messenger RNA, 354 nt
Organism: Colletotrichum higginsianum IMI 349063
Lineage: Eukaryota; Fungi; Ascomycota; Sordariomycetes; Glomerellales; Glomerellaceae
Product: Prefoldin
Exons: 3
Coding region: 1-354 (117 amino acids)
Biological process (GO): regulation of DNA-templated transcription; protein folding
Cellular component (GO): prefoldin complex; cytoplasm
Source: RefSeq, a predicted model, not a curated record